Python bivittatus (Burmese python) is the source of this 7233-nucleotide messenger RNA. The record is from RefSeq and is a predicted model, not a curated record. NCBI's taxonomy places the organism in Eukaryota, Metazoa, Chordata, Lepidosauria, Squamata, Pythonidae.
CGGGCUCAGAGGUGCUGGUCACCCUGGAUCACAUCAUCGAGGAUGCGCUGGUGGUGUCGUUCCGGUUCGGGGAGAAGCUCUUCUCUGGGGUCCUCAUGGAUCUCUCCAAAAGGUUUGGACCUCAUGGAAUUCCUGUGACUAUAUUUCCCAAACGGGAGUACAAGGAUAAACCUGAAGCCAUGCAGCUGCAAAGUAAAUCAUUCCAAGAUGAGACACAAGUGAAAUGUGAAGCUAACGGUGUAGUCACAGACUCUUCUCCCAUCCAGCCAUCAGAACCUAGCCUGGCUAAAAGCCUAUGGACUUCCAAACCGCCUCCCCUUUUCCAUGAGGGGGCGCCAUACCCUCCUCCUUUGUUUAUCAGGGACACAUAUAACCAAUCAAUACCUCAACCUCCACCUCGAAAAAUUAAGCGGCCCAAGCGAAAAUUGUACAGGGAGGAACCCACUUCUAUUAUGAAUGCUAUCAAACUACGACCCAGACAGGUCUUAUGUGACAAAUGUAAGAACAGUAUUGUUGCAGAAAAGAAAGAAAUUAAGAAGGGCAGCAAUGCAAGUGACUCCUCAAGGUAUGAGGACACUAGGAAACGAAGAAAUGAGAGUGUAACUACUGUGAAUAAAAAAAUUAAAACUGAUCAUAAAGUUGAUGGGAAAAGUCAGAAUGAAAGCCACAAAAAGAAUUCUGUGGUCAAAGUUGCGAAUAUUGUCCACAGCAGAAGCAGAGUAGUCAAAGUUCCCACUCAAGCAAAUACAUCAAAAACCCAAUUAAAUACUAAAAAAGUUCUCCAGAGCAAAAACAUGGAUCAUGCAAAAGCUAGGGAAGUUUUGAAAAUAGCCAAAGAAAAGGCACAAAAGAAACAGAGUGCAACUUCAACUUCCAAAAAUGCACAUUCAAAGGUCCACUUCACACGGCGUCUUCAGAACACCAGCUCAGGUUCCCUGCCUCCACGAUUGCGUCUAAAACCACAAAGGUACCGAAAUGAAGAAAAUGACUCCUCUCUCAAGACGGGGCUGGAGAAAUUGCAGAGUGGCAAGAUGGCAGCUAAGCCCCAGUCUCGCUGCUCGUCUACCCGCUCAGCAGCUCAGAGACAUUAAUCAUCUGCUGUAUUUAUGGAAUUCUCUUGCACUGGCAUGAAGACCAUCAGCUAACCAGAAAUUACAUACAUCUAAAAUGCCACUUUCCUCUGAAAUCCAGCACAUGGUGUACACUGAGAUACUUUUUUAAAAAAAGAAUUGUACCCCUUUUCCAGGAAACCUAUGUAUUGUAAAUUUAAUUUCAAAUCUAAAAUGUUGACAAUAUUUUAUAAACUAUUUUUGCAAUAAAUAAGGCAUGAGCCAAGAAGCCUAUUCAACACGAACACGGAAGGAACCACUUGAAGUAUCAGAAUGAAGAAUCACAAAGCGUACUCUCGCUCUUCAAAUGUGAUUGUCUGAAUGGGCACCGGCAACUGAUCAAGACAUCUGGAAAGUUGGCUGUAAAGUUCUGAACGUUUACUUUUGUUCUUAGUGUGUUACGUUUUACAUCUUAACGAACAUUAGUCUUUAGUGCAGGUGUUAGCAGAGCUGUAACCCUUUACUGGAAGCAUGUCCAAAGUCAGCUGUGUUAAUAAGUACUGACAUGUGUUUUGAGACUAAGGUUUCCAUAAAGAAAGCAGCAAGGGCAAGAAUAAAUAACUCUGUUACCUUGAGUAACUAUAGCAAAGACCAUCCCUUUUGGAAAUAGUUUGAUGGUUAGAAUAGAGGGUCAUUUUUAAAAUGAGCAGUGAAAGAGGCUGCAUCACAGUGUACAGUUCUCGUAUCUGCUUGUGUUCAUCUAGCAGCAUCUGCCACAAAGAACAGGUACUGUUAAGAUGGAAUAGUAAUUGGUAUCCAAAGUCAUGGCAUUUCUUUUUCUAGCACAGUGAUGUAUUGCACAUUAAGUUAGUCAUAACUAACAUGUUCCGCUGAGACUUCCUUAGCAUUUUAAGACUAGCUGGUUUACACAGAUUCCUAUCCUCAAAUCUUUUCUCAACAGGACUUGAGUUUUUAACGGCAAUAUGGUUUCACAUUUUAAUGAGAAUAGGUUAUGCCAAAUUUUCAGAGAUUACACUGACAGCCUAAAAGAAUUACUUGUUCAGUCUUUUUAAUUUGCUUCUCAUUCUGAAAGUAUGCAAACACGUGCAUCAGCAGCCAGAUUCACCAGUUAGCUUGACAAACUGAUGUCAAAAUAAAUGCACAAUAUAAAGAUUGAUAGAAUUAAAGUUUUCAUGUCAAUACAAGGAUGCCUUCUAAUACAUAGAUUUCAGUCUUGUAGGAUAUUAAAAUACAUUAAUAAGAAAAAACUUUUCUAAAAUUCCGUAUUCCAGCAAAUACAGCAAGUGUCCAAUUCAUAUUUUCCAAGUUGCAAUCAUAACUUUCCCUCUUUAUUUUAUUUAGCAACAGAUUUAUAUUUUAAAUAGCAUUUGAAACAAGGGAAAGAUGUUUAUUACAAUACAAGUCUAUAUUAAAAGAUUUAAUAAUUGUCUGUGAAAACAUUUUUAAAAGGUAUUUAUAAAGAUUCCAGAGCACCUACUUAAAAAAAAAAGCCCUACAUAACAAUGAUUAAUAGUAAUUUCAACUGUGCCACUUUUCAUAAGAAAUUUGGUGACUUUUAAAGGUUUUGCAGUACUCUUUUCACUGAUGUUAAAGCAAGAGAGAAAUGGUGUAGGCUUUUUUCAUUCAAAAACGUUAUUAGAAACUAGCUUGAAGAAGGUUAAAAGAUACUGCAAUGAGAUAAUGCAUUGUCGUCUGCUCUGGAGGGAAAAAUGCUGCUUUUUUAAAAGCAUCUUUUUAAUUUAAAAGGGUGUGUUUUCACCUGAAAAGUUGCAUAAAUCUUGAGGGGUCACCAUGGCACAAAGUGAUAGUUUCUACUCAGGAAAAUGGUAUCAAGCUAUACAAACAAGGGUACAUAUUUUGAUUGAUUAUGGGCGGAGCCAAUAGUGCCUGCAUAGACAACAUCCCACUGUUAGCCAGAGCUCUGGUUUUUUUUCUUCAAGAGCACUGAUUCUGCCUAUUUUACAACCAUAAUUCAGUAUGAUGUAGAGAAGCCAGAGUCUACCUUAUAUGUAGAAAAGAAAGAGGCUAAGUCUGAAAAAGAGACAAGAUGGCUACUUUAUAUUGUUCAUGAAGAAUUGAAUUGUAACCACCUCGUUUUUCAUUUUGAAAUGAUGCUGUCAGGGAAAAUUUUAGUGGUAGAAGUAAUGUAUUGCUUUUCACUUUUUUCUUUAGUUGCUUAAUAUUUAAGCUUUGCUCCAUGUUACCUUUUAUGUCCGUAUAUUAUGUCACUAUGCCUCCUUUAUUUGGUAGACUUGAAUAAGGGAAAAAAAAUAUUCAACUUUUACAGUUUUGCCUGAAGUUAAAUAUUCAAGAAUUGUAGUGUACCAUAUUUUCAAAUAAAGCCUUGAUUUGUUUUCUCUGCACUUUUAAAAAGUUAUCCCAAGCAGUGUUGCCAUCUUUUCAUCUGUUUGCUUCUUUGACAGUAAAAAGAUUAAUGAAUGAAAGUGGUGAUAUUAAACAGAGUUACCUAACAGCAAUUCCCACAGGAGACAACAGAUUUCUAAACAGAGUAGAUUACAGCACUUCCAGAGUUUAUAAUUUUGCAGAACAGGUAGGGGGAGGGAAUAUUCCCUCCACUGCCACCAAACCUAGUGAAAUCCUUGCAGCAGGAGAACACAACAUGCCUCCCCUUACUUUUUAAAUAGAUGGUAUUAUUUCCCUCAUUAUCCUCCAGUCCAGUCUGCUUACAAUUGUAAUUUGAUUUGUUCCAGGGUUAAGUGGUUAAGCCAUUUAAUGGGCUAGAUACCUUGAAAACUUUGGUGAAACAGACACUGUAGAUUGGGAUUGGAAGACACUCAGAAACAAUCACAUUGACAAUCCAGGUGGUCUCCUGUUGCCAAGCUGCGGGAAAUUACUCAAGUGCCCAUCUGGAUCCGUAAAGCAUUGGGACAGGCCAUAUCACUGCACUUGUUCACCCCACAGAGGUCACAGGCCACAGUCUAUGUUAUCUUGGCCAGGAAGUAAUCUGAUCAGAGCAAAAAACUAAAUGUUAUAAGUCUCCAUAUGCAGAUCACUAAACAACUCUGAGGCAAACAUAAACUCAAGCAUACAACUGCCUGAAUGUGCCAGGCCUGAGAUCACAAGGGACAAGGCCACUGUUGCAUGGAAGUCAUGUACUCCCAAAUCUGUCCAGACCCAACACCCAAGACAUGUUAGCUGAGGUUGCCCACCAUCGAUAGGCAAAGUAACACCAAUGCCAGCAACAAGAUCAGGUCCAGAAACCAGAGAAGGAUCACACUGGUCAGCAGAACAGCCAAUAUACCAGCAGGAUCCUUAAUUUGUUCCUAUAGCUCAAUAUAAUAAAUUGGCACUUAAUUUGCUCACCACAUUUUUAUAGAUCAGUGCCACCAACUCCCUUCCUGACCCUGGAAUUGAGGUUGAUGAACAACAUGAAACACACUACAGUAGGAUGAAUCUCCAAGAGGGCAACGUUGGUACCCUUGCCCAGACAGGUCCCAGUAAUACACAUGAGAUCUGCCUGUUCAUCCUCCAUCAAGUUAUAGAUAAGCACAGCCUUAUUAAAGAUGGCUCUCACAUUUACCAUCAUCAACUUGAGGCCAAGAACACUAAAAAUCCAGCUACCAAAACUCAGAUUUGGGGCCACUGUGCCAGAAGUGGAGAUUUCUAGCAAGCCCCCGUCCCUUGGAAUGGCAAACCUGGCAUCCCCCAUCAUAUCUUCCUCAACCUGUCACUACCAGGAUCACAUCACUCUCUCCACUACUAACUUCUAUUCCCUCAAUCCAAGGCCACCAACUAAUUUCAAUCACCCUACUCAAACAAUCCACUAGUCACACAUGGAGAUCAGUAAUCUGGAGCACUACUCAUACUGACUCUGUGCCCAAUUCACUACUUUUUCUCACCAUCUAACAUCACUUGGGAAUCUCCAAAUCCCAGAUCACCCACUCACUACUGCCCUGAGAAAAUCCCCCCUCCAUCUACAAUCUCACUCAGGUGGGGCCACCUCUCCACUCACACCCAGUGAACUUCCCUAUGUGUAUACAAAGGCAGCACACUUAGAGAGAACUCUUCGCUCAGAAAUAUGGUGUAAGUGAAAAUCAGAGGCAUCACCAUUGCCUUAAGUACCAAGAGACUUAGGCUUCUAAGGGUUUAUCCACAAAUGUUCAGCACCUUGGCCAGACAACAUACCUCCCUUUGUACUGAGUCCCAAACUGUGAAGGCAGUAUUCCAUGUUGUGGCUUUCUGGCCAACACAGGGAGAAAUAAUAGGGAUUUCCGCUUCCAACUCCACCACCCUCUACCCGGCACACAGUACCAUAUACUAACGUGCUGUUGAUGUUCUCAAUCUCCUUCUUCUACAUUGUUGCUUAUACCAGACUGAUGAACAAACCUUAAACUUCCUUUCCAACUGCCAACUCAUCAAAACACCCUCUGUCAGUAUCUCCAACCACUAGUAAUUACAAGUCUGCUCAUAAUGAGCCUCUCAGGCACUUCCCACCUCCAGUCCUGUCUUUGUUUCUCCUAUCAGGAGAAUUUAAAACAGGUGUGUGACAGCUACCACGUCACACUCACCACAUCUCUCAGGCUAUACCAACAUAUCUGCUCCUGUAUAUUUCCACAAUGGGCAGUCAAAUUAUUACCUUUCCAGAUCUCACACCAAUCCACCAAUCCAAUAUGAAGCAGGUCAACUGAGAAUAUUUGCAAAUUCCAGCAUAGCCAGCAGAACUCAGUGACAGGGAAAUGUCACUGUAGAUGUAAAACAGCUCCCAGUUAUAAUCUCUCAGUCAUACUCCAUUCAUUGACCUAUCCUAACUUUCAGCUCCUUCCAAACUUUCUCCUAGCACUCUCUCAAUUUAACGGAUUAAUUUUUUCCAACCACAUAACCAAAAAUUAAACCAAUUAAACCAAAACUACACCACCUCUCACUAAUUACAUGGCAUACUAUAAAUGUCAUCUUGAACAACAAUGUAUGUAUAAGUUUAGGCAACUCUAAUCAAAAUGUAUAUUUCAAUUAAUCCCUGUAUGAAUAGAAGCUAGCACAACCUCUACAUGAUAAAGUUAAACAUACUGCAUUAUCUUUUCAUAAAUGUAAACGUUAUUUCCAGAUUCAAAUAAGGUAACAGUGAAUGCAGCAAGUGCAAAGUCUUAUUUUAAAACCACUCCUUUGGCAGAAAUAACUUCCAUAUGCUUCUGUAGCCAGCUAAUAGUCUUUCUAUUCUAGCUUUUGGCAUUUUUUCCCACUCUUUCUUGAAGCUUACAACUGAAAAUAAUUCUUAGAUCUCCUUGUAUGCGCUUCAACUGAGAUCUCACAGAUGUUCCACUUUCAAGUCUGGAGACAGUUACAGGUGAUCAUCCUGUGCAAUUAUCCAGCUUUUCAAAUUCAAUUCUUUCACUAACCAAGGACAUUAGUUUCUAGGUAUCUUGGUAUUUGAUUUAAUCCAUUCUUCUACUCACAAAAUGUUUCCUCUGCCAGUGGUUGCCCCAUAAACCCAAAGCAUAAUAGAGCCACCCUGUGCUUAACAUUCAGAAAGGUAUUUUCUUUUCUUUAAAUGUUUUCUUCAAAUUUUCUUUUUUCUCCAAAUAUAUCUUGUCUGGUUGUGGCCAAAAAGUUCAAUUUUUGUUUCAUCAUCCCAAAACACUUUUUUCCAAAAUGUUUUAGGCUUAUCAAGGAUUUCUUUUGCAAACUUCAGUCAAUUACUUUUGAGAUGAGGUUAAAGAAAAGGUUUCCUUCUGCCAACUCUCCCAUGCAAAUCACUGUUGUAUAAGCGACUGUUUGUGAACCAUGAAGUACUUAUUAGAAAGAAAGAUAAACAUUUUAGAAUGACCUACAAUUCCCAGACAUGAAUAUUAGUGAAAAUCGUGGGGAGAUCUCAGAGAAGUAGUGUGUGGAAAAAGACUCAAUGAUCUUUUGAACUAAAAGAGUUCUACGAGGAAGAAGUUCUCUUAGUUAAGCUACAGGAAAUAUUUGGAAGCUGUUAUUCCUCCCAAAGUACUAACAGAAAGGAUGUCCAAAUGCUUGCAUGUGCCACAUUCACUGUUUUCUUACUCUGAAUCUGUAACAACUCCACAUAAAUACUAAAUACGCAUUAAAGUUUGCAAAAAGAUGUUUUACCAUGUAGAAUUUCUGUCAGUUUCACAGAAUCACUGACAGAUCCAAUGAAACAUACAAUUUGAUCAAAGAUGCCUAAAUUGUUGUUUACAACUCU